GAGGAAAUUUUUAGUUACGACAAAUUCCAAAUCCGCAGUUUACAAGAAGUGAAGAAACUUUAAGUUGGAGUUUCAUUAUUCUUCUUACUCGUCUGUCAGAUCUGAAUUGCUUCUGCGAUUAACCAGAAUGGAUGCUUUGAGGAGACAGGCCAGUAAGUUCAAAGAACAAGUUGCCAAGCAACAACAGGCUGUAAUAAAGCAACUUGGUGGGACGGGUUAUGAAAGCUCAGAUGUAAUGGUUAUUGAUGAGGCUGAGUUCCAUAGACAUCAACAGCUGGACAAACUGUACAAGUCCACUCGUAGAGCAAGGGAAUUCCAGAGGGAGCUUGUUAAAGCUGGAGAAACAUUUGCAGCCAUAGGGUAUAGGCAUAUUGAAGCAGGAACCAAGUUGUCUGAGGAUUGCUGCAAAUAUGGAGCAGAGAACAAUCAGAACAUCAAUGAAAACGUUCUCGCUAAGGCUGCAGCCAUAUAUGGUGAUGCUCGCAAGCAUGUAGAAAAAGAGCAAGAAGACUUUAACAGACUACUGUCUUCACAGUUUUUGGAUCCCUUGAGAGCAAUGACAACUAGUACUCCUUUGGAAGAUGCUCGUCAUCUUGCACAACGUUAUGCACGGAUGAGACAGGAAGCAGAGUUACAGGCAUCAGAGAUAUCUAGAAGACAAAUACGAGUAAAGGAGGCUCCAAUUCCUGAAAACGUUGCAAAGUUGCAUGCGGCCGAAUUGAAGAUGCAGGAACUGAAAGCAAACAUGGCAGUUCUGGGUAAAGAAGCUGCUGCUGCCCUUUCUGCUAUUGAAGCACAGCAGCAAAGACUGACUUUUCAGAGGCUUGUAGGAAUGGUUGAAGGAGAAAAAAAUUACCAUUUACGAAUUGCUGCUAUUCUUGGAGAUGUUGAGGCUGAGAUGGUAUCAGAGAAACAGCGUAAAGAGUCUGCUCCUCCUGUGAUUCCAUCAGAGACCUCCUCAGAGAAAACAGUGUACUUCUUGGCAGAAGCAAUGCAUCCUUUCACUGCUGCAUCUGAGAAGGAACUGAGCUUGACAGUAGGGGACUAUGUUGUUGUUCGAAAGGUGAGUGCGUCUGGAUGGUCAGAAGGAGAAUGUAAAGGUGUAGCGGGGUGGUUUCCAACAGCAUAUGUGGAGAAGCGUCAGAGACUUCCCACUGAAGCUUACUAGUUUGUACUCGAGUGUUCAUCUGAAAAUCUGAUUUGAGUUUGAGUCUUUUUGUCUUUUGAAUUAUGUAAUUAAAUGAAUCUUAUUUUCUAGGAAUUGUGCCAUUUGUUGUCUUACAAAAUUUUCAUUGUCAUGCCUCUAUUUCAAGGACACACUAUUUAUCA
Molecule: messenger RNA, 1329 nt
Organism: Mangifera indica (mango)
Lineage: Eukaryota; Viridiplantae; Streptophyta; Magnoliopsida; Sapindales; Anacardiaceae
Product: SH3 domain-containing protein 3
Exons: 10
Coding region: 128-1168 (346 amino acids)
Molecular function (GO): protein binding
Source: RefSeq, a predicted model, not a curated record